AUGCCUGAAUACAAUGACAGCAAUCGUGCCUUUCUCCAGGCGUUCAUGGCACGCUCGUCGAUGACCUUUGAAGAUGCGCAACCCAUUCUGGCUGCGAUAUUAACAGUCUCUGAGGGGCGAACAGUGGAUCCUGAUGAGAUUGGGGCAGACCAAUUCUCUGACUUUAUAUCAGCGGCUAACACCGCCGUGUCACCCUUCGACCUCGAAAUCAGAAGUUUACUGCCACAAGCCCUUGAAUCAGCUCAGCAAGAUGCCCCAGACACACCACCGAAGCGAGUGUAUGCGCUUGUAAAUACUACCAGUGAUCCUUUGACACAACUCGCUACCACUUAUUCUCCGGACGAGAUUGCAUUUCUCAAGCGCUUGCUUGACUACAUGUUUACUACAAAUAAUAACCGACUGUGUGAAGGAAUGGUAGCUACACAAAUGCAGGCCGUCCAACUCCAUAAGGUUUCCUCUAGCGAAAGGCAAUCCACGGGCAAUGAUUCAACACAGACCCAAACCGCAGCGGUACAGUCAUUGCGCAUGACUCAGGCAGAAACUAUGAUUGUCCACUUGAUUGAAGAGGGCUGGCUACAGAAGAGCCCAAAGGGCUACCUCAGUCUUACACCACGAGCACUUAUGGAGUUGCGAGGCUGGUUGGUCUCGACGUAUAACGACGAGAGUUUCGAUGGCCGACGGGUGGAGCGGAUCAAAUCUUGCGCUGCUUGCAAAGAAAUCAUCACCGUAGGCCAACGCUGCGAGAACCGUGAUUGUCCGGGUCGACUUCAUGACCAUUGCAUGCGCAACUUCUUCCGUAUGCAGCAAGCCGAAAAAUGCCCUGUGUGCCAAAAGGAGUGGCCUGGCGAUAAAUUUGUGGGCGAAAGAGCGCUCUCUGCGCACCUGAGGCCAAGUAACGCCACUCCACGACAAAGGCAGUCCUCGUCUGCUGCGCCUAGUGCCUUAAGUGACAAUUCCGAGGACGAGAACGACGAUGCAGAAUAA
Messenger RNA from Penicillium digitatum Pd1, 984 nucleotides. RefSeq names its product non-structural maintenance of chromosomes element 1 family protein. Gene Ontology annotation, biological process: double-strand break repair via homologous recombination. Lineage: Eukaryota; Fungi; Ascomycota; Eurotiomycetes; Eurotiales; Aspergillaceae. Gene Ontology annotation, molecular function: ubiquitin-protein transferase activity. Gene Ontology annotation, cellular component: Smc5-Smc6 complex; nucleus. The record is from RefSeq and is a predicted model, not a curated record.